Messenger RNA from Rana temporaria (common frog), 1741 nucleotides. It is a transcript of the gene DNAJB6, whose product is annotated as DnaJ heat shock protein family (Hsp40) member B6. Gene Ontology annotation, biological process: protein refolding; positive regulation of proteasomal ubiquitin-dependent protein catabolic process. Lineage: Eukaryota; Metazoa; Chordata; Amphibia; Anura; Ranidae. The coding region runs from base 126 to 866 and encodes 246 amino acids. The record is from RefSeq and is a predicted model, not a curated record. Gene Ontology annotation, molecular function: Hsp70 protein binding; ATPase activator activity. Gene Ontology annotation, cellular component: endoplasmic reticulum membrane; cytosol. The transcript is spliced from 8 exons.
CAGACAUCGUUAGUUACGCACACUUCCGGUGCUGCUUUGUAGACUGCGUCUGUGUGGUAAAGGAGAGCGGUCGGGACCGGUGAGAGCGGAGCUGUGCGGAGAGGUUUAUACUUUCCUUUUACAUCAUGGUGGAGUAUUAUGAAGUAUUGGGUGUCGUUAGAAAUUCCUCACAAGAUGACAUUAAGAAAGCCUACCGAAAAUUAGCACUUAAGUGGCAUCCAGAUAAAAAUCCUGAGAAUAAAGAUGAAGCAGAAAGGAGAUUUAAAGAAGUUGCUGAGGCUUAUGAAGUGUUGUCAGAUACCAAGAAGAGAGACAUCUAUGACAGAUAUGGAAAAGAAGGGUUAACUGGUGGAGGAGGAGGAGGUGGUGGUGGUGGAAGUAACUACGACCAUCCAUUUGACUUUGGUUUCACAUUCAGAAGCCCAGAUGAUGUCUUUAGAGACUUCUUUGGCGGACGAGAUCCAUUUUCCUUUGAUUUAUUUGAGGAUCCUUUUGAUGACUUCUUUGGAAAUAGAAGAGGCCAUAGAGGAAGCAGAAACAGGCCCGGAGGGUCAUUUUUCUCAGCUUUUGGAGGAUUUCCAGGAUUUUCCACAGGCUUUUCUCCAUUUGAUUCAGGUUUUACUACAUCAUUUGGUUCCAUUGGACAUGGCGGCUUUACCUCAUUCUCCUCUUCGUCAUUUGGUGGUUCAGGAAUGGGCAACUUCAAAUCGGUUUCCUCAUCAAGCAAAAUUAUUAAUGGCCGGAAAGUUACAACAAAAAGGAUUGUUGAGAAUGGUCAGGAACGAAUUGAAGUUGAAGAAGAUGGCCAGUUAAAGUCCUUAACAAUUAAUGGUAAGGAGCAGCUGCUACGCUUGGAUAACAAGUAAAAUUCAACGCACGCAUGUAACAGAAAUAUUAACCUAAACAAGCACCAUUUGUGGAAUAUCAGGAGCAUUUUUGAAGAAAUCUAAAGAACUGUUCAGAGGGUAUCUGUAUUUAAUCUAAGACCUAAGUAAAAGAAGCUCGUGGAGAGUUUCUCUUAUUUGUCAGACGCUCAGUUCUGUUUUUGGGACCACGCUCAUAGGACCAUAUAAUUUUUUUUAUUUUUCUUUGUUCUUAAUAUCGUACUUUUCUGUAUGCACUUUUUAAAAGUUUACCUUCAAAUUGCCAUGUGGGCCACUCUAGCAAAGUGCACCAGGGGAACCCUUUGGCAGCCGUGAGGUAGAACAAGAAGUGAGCCGUAAUAUUUCAUUAGUGGUUGAACGCAGCGUUCACUAACUGCAUGACUCCUUUUUACUCAUUUUGUUUAAAAAUGUGAACAAAGUGUUUGCUGUCCACCUUGCUUCCAAUCCAACAUUCCAAGCAAAGCAGUCUGGAUACUCAUCUUCCUAAAUGAGAGGAUGUUAAACGAUGCAUUUCCAAUUUUUGUAGUAUGAGGUUUGUGUGUUUGUGUUUUUUUUAUUUUAUUUUUUUCUUUCUUUUUAUCUGUUUGUGCAUGGGUGCUUCUAUUUUAGCACUUUUUUGCCAGCUGUUGUGUAAUUUCAGCAAGAAAAGACACUUUAUUUUGUCAUUUGCUAAAAGUUGGAUAUGAAUAAAUGCUGAUGUUUGUAUUGCAUUCUUUUAUUUAUGAUACUUGUAGCAUUCUUGUGUCCGUUUUAUACUUGGGUAAUUCUCACAAGCUUUGCUUUCCACACAAAUAAGUGGAUCCCUCCUUCUCCCCUUUUUAUUGUAAAUAAAAAGAACCACAAUUCCUAUGCUCACA